CCAGAAAUCCUGCUUCACAGUUCAGGGCCCUGGCCUCUCUUGGUUUGUUGGUUUAUUAGUUUGUGUAUUUGUUUGUUGUGUUGUUGCAGGGCGGAGCUUGCUGAACAUGGCUUCAGGUUCUGUACAGAGUCUCUUGAGGCCAAACUGCAGAAAAACUUCGACCUGAAAGCAGAGGAACAGACAGAGGAGGAGGAGGCUUUGAGAAAAGAGACCCGCCUUCUCCUUGGACUCUGCCUGGACUCUCGAGCUCGAUACCGAGCAUCAACAUGGCGCCUGAACCAGGCCAGACAGGACUAUGAGUACGCACUGAAAAUCUGCCGCCAGGAGCAGGGAGAGACACACCCACAGACUCUGGUGCUGAUGAGCGACCUGGGCACCAUCCUGGAUCUGCAGGGUUGUCAUGACGAUGCCCUUGCAAUGGUCCAACAGGCCGUGGAUCUGAGCAGGUCCGCUGGACACCCGGACCAACAUAUCCUGCUGGGAAACAUGGCCGGCAUUCUGCUGCACAAAGGGCAGCUGGACGACUCUGUGCGGUACUACCAGGAGGCUCUGGGCCUGGCCCGGCAGGCAGGAGAUCAGGAGGCCGUGGACAAGAUCCAGGAGGGACUGAUGGAGGUGAAGAAGAAGAGGGAGCAGGGCAUGAAGAAGGAGCAGGACCCUGCAGAGGACUGACUGUCUCAGGGUGUCCAAAGGCAGACUGGAUGGUCCAGCAUGUUAGUGACCCUGUGACCUUUCCACAGAACGUUCUCACACUGUUGUUGUCUCAGUCCCCAGAGGAUGAACCUUCCCAUAAACACCAGAGCCCUGUACUAUGAAGCAGGAUUUGUGGUUGUCAGGGUAACUUCAGGAUUUAUUCCUCUGAGGAGUUUCUGAAAGAUCUAGAUUCUCCUCAGAGGAUGAACUUUUGUCAGCUUCUGGAGCCCAACAGAGCCAACCUGACCCGUAGGAGCAAAGUACUCACAGUACCACAGACUGUCUACAUGUACUUCACUUGUUACCUGUUCACUGUGGCUGAUGCAGAGGAGCUCAACACAAUCUACAGCUGCAACAGGCACCUUCCCUUCUAGAGAUCACUGAAUUCUACACACUGAACCUUUAACUUAACAAGUUUAAACCAGCGUCAUGUGACCACUUAGCCUGACUGUGAUUGUUAGGUUAAGUUCAGCUGGAUAACUGAAAGAGAUCCUGGAUGUGUUGAGUAGUAGUUUAUGUAGUACAGGGCCCUGGUUUAUGUUUCAGGACUGUGAGUUUCUGUCUGAAUAAAACUUCUUCCAUGUCCU
Paralichthys olivaceus (Japanese flounder) is the source of this 1280-nucleotide messenger RNA. The record is from RefSeq and is a predicted model, not a curated record. Lineage: Eukaryota; Metazoa; Chordata; Actinopteri; Pleuronectiformes; Paralichthyidae.